Molecule: messenger RNA, 450 nt
Organism: Knipowitschia caucasica
Lineage: Eukaryota; Metazoa; Chordata; Actinopteri; Gobiiformes; Gobiidae
Source: the annotation of a GenBank genome assembly
AUGGCUGAAGCCAUUGUGAGUGGCUGCAUAGAUGUUGGAAGGGUUAGGGAUGAAGAAGGAAGAGGAAGGGGAAGAAGAAGGAAGAAGAAAGAAAAGGGAAGAAGAGGAAAGAAGAAGAAGGAAGAGGAGGAGGAAGAAGAAGAAGGGGAAGAAGAAGAAAUAGAGGAAGAAGGGGAAGAAGGGGAAGAAGAGGAAGAAGAGGAAAAAGGGGAAGAAGGGGAAGAAGGGGAAGAAGAGGAAGAAGAGGAAGAAGAGGAAGAAGGGGAAGAACAGGAAGGGGAGGAAGAAGGGGAAGAAGAGGAAGAAGAGGAAAAAGGGAAAGAAGGAAGAAGAGGAAAAAGGGAAAGAAGGAAGAAGAGGAAGAAGGGGAAGAAGAGGAAGAAGGGGAAGAAGAGGAAAAAGGGGAAGAAGAGGAAGAAGAGGAAGAAGGGGAAGAAGAGGAAGAAGUGA